Messenger RNA from Hevea brasiliensis (rubber tree), 1950 nucleotides. RefSeq lists its product as uncharacterized. The record is from RefSeq and is a predicted model, not a curated record. The transcript is spliced from 3 exons. NCBI's taxonomy places the organism in Eukaryota, Viridiplantae, Streptophyta, Magnoliopsida, Malpighiales, Euphorbiaceae. The coding region runs from base 166 to 1728 and encodes 520 amino acids.
CAAUUGAACCGGAAAAUAGCCCAAAUGAAGAAAAGACCAGACCGCAAGCAGAAGUGAGGGGCAGUGGAAUAAGAGAUAAAAAAUGUAGCUUGGGACUGAAAAUCCUUUGUCAGGACGAUUCGCAUUUCUGAUUUACCGAGUUAGGAAUCCAACAUUGAACAAGAGAUGAAUUCCUCCAAGUACAUGGAUAAGCAAAUUACUAACCUUUCGAAAACCCCGAUUCGCACUUUCUUAGACGACGAAGAUGAUGUUGAUGAAGAAGAAGAACAAGAAGUAGACCAUCAAGAUCAGGGCUUCGAUUUCCACCCGAUUCGCUCCUUACAUUCCCGUGCAAAAGCUUUUGAUGGGAUCCACCUCAGUGGUUGGAAUUCGAUGGGCCAACAUUCUACAAAAUUCUCUGGUGAGAAAGUUGGGAUUUUCAGCGAUGUAGAAUUGAUUUCCAGGAUUGAUCAAAAGUUGAAGGAACAUGCUGAUGUUUUGCUACACUUAGUGGAGUGUCUCAGUGCACGACUAUCUCAGAUGGAAAGUAGAACACGGCAAGUAGAAAAUACCUUUGAUGAUUUGAAGGAAUCAAUUGAAUUUAAUCAUGGAAGAACCGACAGAAAGCUAAGGGAGUUAGAGAAUAUUCUAAUAGAGGUCCAUGGUGGGAUCAAAGAUUUGAGGGAUAAACAAGAGAUAGCAGAGACUCAGCUGCGGUUGGCAAAGCUUCGUAUGUCCAAGGAUGACUCACAACUGGAAAAGCAAAACAACACUAUUCAUUCUAGUUUGGGAACAGAGGCACUGUCUUCAGUCUCUCAGCAAUCAAACCAACAACUUCCAGUCCCAGUUGCUUGUCCACAACAAGUUCCUUCUUUGUAUUCUAAUAUUAAAAACUUACCUCUUCAGAAUCAACCUCUGACAAAACCUGCAGCUGCAGCGCAACAGUUUCCCACACCUGCAGCAUCUCACCUUCCGACAAUUUCAGCAACUGCACCACUUCCCUCGCAAUUUGUCCCCUCUGUUCCACAGCAAGAAACUUACUACCCACCACUUCCAGUUUCCACUCCAGGAACCAGUCAUAAAAAAUAUGUAAUUCCAACUCAACAAUCACAUCCACCUUAUAGUCACCGGCCUUAUCAACCACCACGUCAUCUUCCCCUAAAUUCACACUUGUCUCAGUUGCCUCAAGUGCAGUCAUCUUUCACUGUGGUAAAUCCUCAAUUCCGAAGCCACCAUCCUGAAGAAGUUCCUUUUGUGCCAUCUCAAGGCAUUCACAGAUCCUCUCAACCACAUGAUAGGCCUCUCUCUCCCCAGUUAUUUAAUAUUGGUUCUACUGAUCAACCCACAAACUUGCAUCAUUCAGAGUGUACUUCUGCAAAUCCACCACCACAGGGGUACACUAAUAUUGUGGACUUUAAUCGUUAUAAUACUCCUACCCACAAUUGCAGUUCAACUAUGAAAUCCAUUCAACCCUCACCAUCUCCUUCAGUCAGCACUGGUGAAAUUGGUUUCUCACAUUUGCCGACUGCCCGCAUAUUACCACAUGCUAUUCCAACUGCCUCUAGCGUGGACAGUGGAUCAAGCUCUGGUGAGGGUGGAGACAGGAUGCCUGUUGAUGAUGUUGUUGACAAGGUUGUUGCUAUGGGAUUUCGAAGAGACUUGGUGAGAGCAACAGUGAGAAAAUUGACAGAGAAUGGGCAAUCAGUGGACCUGAAUAUUGUUCUGGAUAAGUUGAUGAACAGUGGGUAAUUUCAGAAUGUUGGAUGAUGCAUUGGGGUAUUAUGUUAUCUUAAGAUGCUUUAUUUUCUAUAUUUUGUAUAUAAUAGUGAACUGGUAAUUUAUGAAUCGACAUUCCUCUAUUGAGAGGUUUUACACCAUUUCAUGUUGGUUGCAUUGUAAUUUAGAUGUUGUGCCUGGAACUGAUUUGUUCUUUUGUUUGUGAAUGUAAAUAUUGGUUACCUUGCCUAUUCA